UUCUACCCUAUGUCAUUUCUCUUGCUUGCUUGUUUCACACUAAAACCCACAAAAUGUCACAUUUUGCUGCCCUAACUACUGGAAGACAAAACAAGGCCAAACUCCCCACAACAAGUCUGAGUCAUUCAGCUGCUUUAAAUAACCACUUUUUUUUUCUUGCUAUGUUGUUUCCUCAGGAAUCAGCAAAUCAGGCUUUUCUGUGCUAAACUUUAUGAACCAAUCGUAUCAGAGCUGAUAGAUGUGGCAGAAUGUAGAACAGCCUGGUGUUGGUACGUCUACGCCUGGUCAUUUUCUGCCACUGCAGUAGGCUUGGCUGCUGCAAAUAAGUGGAAGUGCAAAAGCAGAAGUGGAGAUGGCUCUCUUUGCGACCGUGCUCCUUCUCUGUUAUCUGUGUGAAGCAGAGCCCAGUGACGUCUCUCAGCCCGUUUCGGUGCGAACACUGAAGCUCGGAGAAUCGGCGACCAUCGAAUGUUUCUUAAAGAGUGUCAUUUAUAAUAGAGUGUGGUACAAACUGACAGCAGAGAGAAGACUGCAGGUGGUUGCAACUUAUUCUUCUCGCUACAAUUGGAGUGCAGUUGUUGACGAACUGAAACAUCGUUAUUCAGUUAAUUCCAAUGGGAUCAAUAAUCACUUGACCAUAUCAGCAGCGUCUUGGGAUGAUGCUGGAACUUACUUCUGUGGAGUUCUGCGGCUGAAUGACAUUCAGUUUGGGUCAGGAACCUUGUUGAUGCUACAAGGCGUGAAGCUGAACCACUCUGUGGUCCAGCCGCCAAAGUCCCAGCCAGCCGGGUCAGAGGACGCCGUGCCUUUCAGCUGUACUUUCCACGCCACUCAGUGCACGGCAGAGGACACUGGGGUCAUGUGGCUGAAAACCUCUCAGCGUUCCGCGCCAGAAGUCAUUCACGUGUCUCGGAAAGCAGACGACUCCUGUAAGAGGACCGAGCGCGGGGAAACGACCUGCGUGCACAAGCUCCUCGUCAGAGACGUCGACUCCGACGGAGGGGGAACCUACUACUGCGCCGCCACCGUGUGUGGACAGACACAGUUUGGAAAUGUGUCCAUGGUUAUUAACAGUGGCCUGAAUCCAACGGUUGUUGUACUGGCGACGUCAAACAUCAUUUUUGGAAUCACGACUCUCCUCCUGUCCUGGAUGCUUUGUAGAUCCCGGAGGAAAGCUUCUGCUGGGGCCCCUAAAAGAACUUUUGCUGAUCAGACUGCAGAAUCCGUCGUCUAUUCGAGUGUGUCUUCGCCCCACCGAAGCGUCGAUUGCUGAUCGUCCACAGCGACGCACAGCGGUGUGGUUUAUUCUGACACUAGAAGCUGAACAGCAGAACCAUCUUGGACUAAAGACAAAGCAGAAAUACUGAAUAUUGUUGAAUAUAUGUCUUUAAAUAAUGUAUUGUAGUAUAAUGUUAAUAGUGAAGCAUAACUGACCAAGAUAGCAACGGAAAAAUCAAGAAUGUCAUAGAGAUGGUGAUAAUUAAAUAUCUGUUAUGCAUUGACUAGUACAGCAAUCGCUAUGGAAACUCUGAACCUGCUUGAACGUGUGUUGCUGUUGAUGUUUUGUAUCAUGUUUGGGUUCUAACACUAUGAUUUAUUUGUGAAAGUCCUAUAAAGUUUUACCAUUGUUAUCUUAAAGCAUCAGACGAGGACAGUGUGAAAAGCGGCCGUGGAGUUGCAAGGCAAUGUAAGGCUGUGGAGGAGACGGCAUGGAUGGGAAGGAACAGAAAGGGAUAGAGCAUGAGGAGAAGAUUGAGAAUGAACCACACACACACACACACCCACGCACACCCCCCCACACACACACACACACCCCUAUAAAAAAACAUAAAGAAGCAGUGUGGAGGAUUGGGUUUGCAAUACGUCUCAGGUUUUCUGUACCCCAAUAUUUGCUAUAUUUCUUAUAAGCUGAUUGUUCAAUAAACACUUAUUGACAGAUUUGUGUUUAACCUUUUCGUUAAAUACAUACAAACAG
Xiphophorus hellerii (green swordtail) is the source of this 1975-nucleotide messenger RNA. RefSeq lists its product as uncharacterized. Gene Ontology annotation, biological process: response to bacterium. The record is from RefSeq and is a predicted model, not a curated record. Lineage: Eukaryota; Metazoa; Chordata; Actinopteri; Cyprinodontiformes; Poeciliidae. Bases 353 to 1273 code for a protein of 306 amino acids. The transcript is spliced from 6 exons.